Molecule: messenger RNA, 1779 nt
Organism: Epithele typhae
Lineage: Eukaryota; Fungi; Basidiomycota; Agaricomycetes; Polyporales; Epitheliaceae
Exons: 5
Coding region: 1-1779 (592 amino acids)
Source: RefSeq, a predicted model, not a curated record
AUGUCCUCCAGCGAGCUCUCAAAUGCUCUCAAUCCUCAUGUCGUCGUGCAACGAACGAAACGCAGGCAAAUUAGCGCACCUUCCCAAACCUCCCCGCCCAUAUCUCCGGCACUCUCGACUUUGCCUCGUCCAAGUGCUCCUCACAGAAGCGAGCUAGAGCUCGCUUUCGCACAAAGUUCCAUCCCCGUCGUACAAUCUCCUGUCGUACAACAGGCGUCGCCUCCCCGCCACGCCGUGCCAGUCACACAGGACAUGUUCCGGGCUGUCAAUGCUGCCAGAAACGCGUUCGUAGCAGAGAGGUCGCGACGGGUGGGAUGGGAGAACGACCAGGAGUCCAAGCGCAUGCAGCUCAAGGUGGAACUCGACAAACAAAUCGCGGACAUGCGCCAGGAGCUUACCAUGAUGAAGACCUACCUCAGCCUUCACCCCAACUUCACUAUGCCUGCCGAGCUUCGCAAUAUGCUCCCAGCCGAGACCGUUCCCUCCACGGCGCAUAUCGAAGCGUACGCUUCCCCCUCCCCUUCGUUCGCACCGACUCCCGUGUCCCCUGUGUCCCCCCUUCCCUACCAUCCGCUGGCGCCACAACCCAUGUUCAUGCAGGGUUCAUCGUCACGCCCUCUGGCUGUGCCAGGAGCACACGUGCAGCAGCUGCCGCCGAACACACCUCCGAACGCCGUCCCGGAAAGGUUCUCGGAGAUUAACUCCCUUCCUACGCCACCGUCGAGCAUACUGCCUCGGCAUGUCAUAGAAGAUAACAGUGACUACGACAGCGAUUCCGAGGACUCUGAUGCAUCCACAGUUGACCAACGGCGAAAGCGGAAGAACGGGCACGAUAUCCAUGCUGUCCGGAUACACAUACGCAAGUUGAUGAAACUCCAGCAUGGGGAAGCACUCCCUCCUAGUGCGUUUGAGGGUCUCUCCGUCGACCCGGACGCGCCUGUCCGCUUUGUCUGGGAUAAGACGUCAAAGCAGUCGGCCAUCAACGGCGCCAUGAAGCAACGAAUUGUCGCCGAUCUGAAGGCGCACCGUCACAAGUACCGGCAUGUACCGGACAAAGAGUUCGUGAAGAAGAAUGUCGAGGCCGCGUUCGAACAGGUCUUCACCACCCUUCGGCAGAAGUACAGGGCGCAGGUGGACGAGACCGCGGCCGCGAAGCUGAAGAAGCGUGAAGAUACCAAGGCCCUCAAGGUCCGCCGCGCCCUCCGAAAGAAGACGAAGCUCGGCAACCGCACCGACGCGCGCACACGGCUCCCCGCGUUCGCGCAGCCCGUCUUCGACAGCGCGCUCCAGGCCGAGUGCAUGUCCUCUGAAGAGUCCGACGGGGCUGCCCCGCACCCGACCGACCCGUCUGCGGAGCCGGUGCCUGCGUUCCGCACGCGCGGUCCGCCCUGGCGCAGCUCACGCCUCCGCCGCUUCUACGGUAUCCUCGACGACCAGGACCGCGUCGAGAAGGCCGCAAAGCCGAAGCGCGGCGCCGGGCGGCGCGUCCGCCGGGACGGCCCGCCCAAGGACGGGCUCGUCCUGCCCCCCAAAAGCGUCGUGCGGUGGAUGGUCAGCAAGCGCUGGAUUAGAGAGGUCGAGGCGAGCCGUCCAGAGAUGCUGGCCAUCAUCGAGGGGCACAUCGUUGAGCGCACCGAGCCCGAGUCUGAGCUGGUCUACUUCAUGUUGGGGCCCGAUGACAGCGACACCGAGAUGGAUCAAGCUACUGCCGCACCCGCCAUCUACGGACACGUUUCUGAAACCAGCUAUUCGCUUUAUAAUGCCCUCCAGCCCAUUUAG